AAUUAUGAAUGUUUGCAUUCCAAGGUUUCAAGAAAAGAAUAUUUGCUGUAGAAAAGAAACAGAUAAAUAGAGAUAACGCAUUUGUCACGCUUGUUUUCUAUAUUUAAGACAAGCUCGCAUUAAUAGAGGAAAUUCGUAAGCGGAUAUAAAGUAAAGGGUCUUUGUAUAUGGACAUGCUUGCGAGAUGGAAGAGGAUAUGAAAAUGGCGACUUUGAAAGCAGGAGAGGUUUAUAACACCGCGGCUUUAUAUCGAUCUCGUUCUGUUCCAGAAAAUAUUUCUGGCGAUCAUGCAUCAAAACAAUCUUUUAAUGUCAUCAAAGAUUUCCUAUCAAACAUUGGUAACUGGCGGGCGAACAAGCAGAGAAGAAAAUUAGCGAGUAAACGAAGCAUCGCUGAGAAUGAUAGUGGCGAAUUUGACUUGCAUGAUGUGAAGAGAGUCAAAGAUGCACAUAAACGGCUUGAAGGCGGUGGUCAUGUGUUUGUAGCACAUACCGAUCAUUAUAUAACAUGGUGUGAUUUAUGUGGUGAAACGAUGUGGGGUUUUGUAAAGAGAGGUGUUCGUUGUCAAAGAUGUAAAUACACUUGCCAUUUACGGUGCAAAGAUGAGGUAUUAUUAGAGUGUGACGGAGGUCUCAUUCAUGAUGCAAAAGAGAUGAGCAGAGAGGAGAUUACAUUGAAGACCCUUGAAAUACUAAGUCAGGGGAAUGUGAAGAAAAAUGCCCCUGCUGUAUUACCUAGUGAUUUAUCACCUAGUGGUUUACUAGCAAUGAUUGAGGAAUUUAACAAGACAAGUCUUGGCCUGAUUAUGACACUGAGCUACAACUCAACAAACGAUGUCAUUUUCCAAGGUUUUAUACGUGUUGCUAUGAAUCUUUUACGUCCAAUCAAUAUUGUCGCUGGUGAAAGACCACUGUCAAUUUUUGAAACUGUAUCUUGGAGGAGAGAAGGGUCUUCUACUUCAUCAUCAAAGCGAACAAAAACAUCAUUUUUCCUUCCUCCGAACACUAUGAAGGCCUUGCACAUUACUAGUGAUACAACAGCUCAACAGGUAAUUGUUGCUCUUCUGAAGAAAUACAAGAUUUCUGAUCAUCCCAGGAAAUUUGCCCUUUAUGAAAGAUACCAAGAUGAUGAUAAUGUGAUAUUGCGCAGGAUUUCUGAUGAAGAAAGACCGUUGGUGUUACGUUUAAUUUGGGGAGGCUCUGACAGAAGUCACUCAUUCUGUUUACAAGAAAAUGAAACUGGGGAUAUCAUGUGGGAGGCCUUCUCCAUACCUGAACUACAAAACUUUAUUAAGAUCUUAGAAAUGGAGGAAAAAGAAUAUGUUAAACGGGUAUUGACGAAAUAUCGCAUGUAUCGCGAUCAGCUUGAGGAAAUAAUGGCUGAAAGAAAAGGAAAGUGAAGUUAGUUCGUAUGUAUAUCAAUAAAUUAUCAUGUUGAAAAGGUGUUUGCUAGACCACGUUGUAUUUCCCCGUUGUAUAAUGGUGACUAUAUACCUCCUAGAGCACGUCAUUUAUUGUGUUUUAUGUACCAUAGUCAUAGACAUUUAUCAUAUAAAUUUUAAUGAAUUAAGAUGUCGCGACUGUUUUUCAGUGUUCAUAGACUUUCAGUGCAGUUUCCUUUUUCUUUUGUUCAAUUAAACAACUCUAUAAAUCUGUGCCAGACUACAUAUAUGGCUAGAAAAGAUCUGUGCCAGACUACAUAUAUGGCUAUACAUAAGAGUGCUUCAGUUCAAGCUAUGUUUUGGAAACAUGUCUUGGUUCAUAAAAUGUCAAAAUAUUUCGCGCUGUUUUCUGAUUGCAUUCAUCCUAUAUAUGUAGGGGCUGGUUUUAUGAAAUCCGUUUAAGCUGUUAUUAAGCAUAAAAUAAAAUAAAAUUCGUAUACCAUCAAGUCAUACAAGGAUGGAGUUUUUAUACAUGUAUAAACUAGCUACGUGUUUAUUAUUAUUUAAUCCAAAAUAUUUACGUUUAACUUGUGUACGCGAGAGGUUAUCUAAAUUUUAAUAUUUUGCCGUUUAAAUGUAACGGGCUUCGUAAAAGCAGUCUCUUGCGGAAGUUUUUGAAAAUACAAUUAAAAUCAUUGUAUAAUACUAUGACAUGCAGAUAUUUGAAGUCUUCAGAACAUUUAUAUCCCAUUUUAUAUGUAUUUUACAUGUGUCAUGUAUAUAUCGGCAUUUAAAAAUAUUUUGUUUUAUCUUGACGGGAGGACAGUCUGUAAUGUGUAAUUAUUGAUAAACUUGUAUAACUCUAUAUAUAGGUUGAAUGUGCAAAAAUAAUGUUGUUUUUAAUAAUAAUAAAUAAAUAAGGUAUAGACUAUAGACUAUGCUAUGCAGAUU
This is a messenger RNA of Dendronephthya gigantea, 2332 nucleotides long. Its product is annotated as ras association domain-containing protein 1-like. Gene Ontology annotation, biological process: signal transduction. Bases 185 to 1399 code for a protein of 404 amino acids. Lineage: Eukaryota; Metazoa; Cnidaria; Anthozoa; Malacalcyonacea; Nephtheidae. The record is from RefSeq and is a predicted model, not a curated record. The transcript has 9 exons.